AUGAGUUCCAUGACACCAUUGUUAAAACCAGAUGUGACCUUAUCUCUUACGUUGUCACCCUGCUCCCCUUCUCCUCAUGACCAAACUCUUAAGCCUGAAGAAAGAGGUAUACGUCUUAUCCAACUCCUUCUAAAAUGUGCAAAACAUGCAUCCUCGGGCAAUCUUCAUCGAGCUGAUGCGUGUCUUUUGGAGAUAUCGGUGCUUUCAUCGAUUUUGGGUGAUUGCAUGCAAAGGCUGGCUGCUCGUUUUGCCUCCGCCCUUGCCAUUCGCCUUGUCAAGCGUUGGCCCGGCAUACACAAGGCGCUGAACCAAGCCCAACAACCCAAAGUCGACCUUGAUAGGGCCAAGCUCCUCUUUACCAGAACCUUCCCUUACCUUAGUUUCGCUUAUGCCAUCAUAGCCAAAACCUUACUCCAUGCCAUGGCAAACGAGCGUGUGAUUCACAUUGUAGAUUUGGGCUCCGGUGACUCGAAAUUGUGGGUUGCGCUUCUCCGUGGUUUCGCCAACUCACCACAUGGGCCUCCACAUUUGAAGAUCACCUGUGUUAAUGGCAGCAAAGCUAUUCUUGAGAAGUUAGGUCAAAGGCUUGUCAAAGAAGCAGAAAGCGUGGGCGUGCCCUUUCAAUUUAAUUCUAUAAAUGCGAGCUUGAGAGAGUUAACAAAAGACAUGUUUAAAGCUGGAUCAGGAGAAGCGCUAGCUUUCGUAUCAAUAUUAAAUCUUCACGUUUUAUUGUCUGAAGAUGACCAAGUGGCUGCACAUUUUGGGGUUAACAAGAGCGACGGCAUUAAAGAUUGCAAGCAAAUUGGUGAUUUUCUAGCAAUGAUUCGGUCAAUGUCACCUACGUUAUUAUUUGUAGUAGAGCAAGAAGCGGACCUCAAUUUGAAUCGAUUGGUGGACCGAUUUGUAGAGGGAUUGAAUUAUUACAGCGCAGUGUUUGACUCGAUAGAUGCCACUUUGGCGAGUAAUCUGGCUAGUGAUGAAAGGCUUAUUUUAGAGGAAAUGUUUGGAAGAGAGAUCGAAAAUAUUGUAGCCUGUGAGGGGUUGGAAAGGAUUGAGAGACAUGAGAGGUAUGCAAGGUGGGUAGUUAGGCUUGCACAAGCAGGGUUUAAGCCAGUUCGGUUCUGGCAUAAUUCAGGCGAGGAUGCUAAGCAAAUUAUGGAUGCCUUCGGAAAGAAUGGGUACAAGACUGUUAUUGAGAGAACAGGUUUGAUGAUUUGUUGGCGUGAACGACCACUAUAUGCUCUUACAGCUUGGACCUGUUAGCAUUGUACAUUUGGGUAUUCCUUUUCACUGUCGGAGUAUAUUUGUAAUUGCAUAAAUACUAUAAAUAUGUGGGUGUGGUGAUGUGGGCUUAGUAGGAACAGACGCACAACACUUCUAUCCUCCUAUUUCUUUCUCUUCGUCCAGGCGGCCUUUCGAUAUCUCUUGCUGGAGGACAGGGGCAGGUUGUGGGUGGACGUGUCGCGGGGCCCUUGAUGGCUUAAAGUCUUGCGGUUUUGAUUGGCUGCGUCCUUUGCAAUUAAUGCAGUGUAUGAUCGGUUACCACUGGAGGAGGAUCGGGAGCCAGUACCAGCAGUAGAGGUGCAGCAGCAGCA
Messenger RNA from Populus nigra (black poplar), 1595 nucleotides. RefSeq names its product scarecrow-like protein 3. The record is from RefSeq and is a predicted model, not a curated record. Gene Ontology annotation, biological process: regulation of DNA-templated transcription. The transcript has a single exon. Gene Ontology annotation, molecular function: sequence-specific DNA binding; DNA-binding transcription factor activity. NCBI's taxonomy places the organism in Eukaryota, Viridiplantae, Streptophyta, Magnoliopsida, Malpighiales, Salicaceae. Gene Ontology annotation, cellular component: nucleus. The coding region runs from base 1 to 1263 and encodes 420 amino acids.